Myripristis murdjan (pinecone soldierfish) is the source of this 3136-nucleotide messenger RNA. It is a transcript of the gene oacyl, whose product is annotated as O-acyltransferase like. Bases 1 to 2031 code for a protein of 676 amino acids. NCBI's taxonomy places the organism in Eukaryota, Metazoa, Chordata, Actinopteri, Holocentriformes, Holocentridae. The transcript has 15 exons. Gene Ontology annotation, molecular function: acyltransferase activity, transferring groups other than amino-acyl groups. The record is from RefSeq and is a predicted model, not a curated record.
AUGCCGCUGGACUUUGUGUGUGUCCUGCUGCUGGCAGGCUGCGGCGUGGCGCUGGGCGGAGGCCAGGCGCUCAGUGUGUCUGACAGAUGCAUGCAGGACACAGACGCCUUCCUGUGGGAGAUCAACCAGGACACACCAAAACAAUAUGCAGCUCUGACUGACAGUUCUGCUGUGCUGGGAGUCAGACUCAGACAGAAUAGUUUUUUCUAUGGACAAAGUUCUGGUCUGGCUGGUGUCGGGAUCAGUGCUAAAGACAGAGGACAUCAGGACACGAUCAACUACUUUGUGGGCGUCUGUGUUCCAGACUCCUGUGGGGAAGAGGACGUGCAAACCCUGAUUUUACAUGAGAGAUUCCAGUUGGGUCAGACGUCUUUGAUUCCUCCUUUGCCUCCCAUCCUCGUCCAUAAUUCCACUCAAGCGAUCGCCACAACCGAAUGUUUUUCCGCCACCAAAACCCCUGACGCUUCAGCUAUCAUAUGCCUGACUGUGUGUGCUGUAAUGCUGGCAUUACCUCUUGCUGCUACCUUAUUUACGGCUAUUAAAAGGUGGCAACGCAAUAGGGAGAUCAGUCCAAGAGAAGAGUCUUCUUUAAACAAGGGAAUGAACCUUUAUGGGACCUUAUCUAACGCCUCCUCUAGUGGAGGGAAUACCAACCAUGAUGUCCAGCAGAGUGAAAAGGGCCAAAGCAACUCAGAGGAAGACAACAACAGCACCGAGGACCCACCGCCGUGUUUUCUUCGAAACUGCAUGCAGCAGUGCGUCCAGGCCUUCUCUCUACAGACCACCAUGCAGGGUGUCCUCAGCACCUCCUCAGCCCACAGCUACUCCUCCCUGAAUGGCAUCCGUGCCCUCAGUGUGCUCUCCAUCAUCUGGCGCCAUGUCAUCGAGUUCAGUGGAAAGUUCACCGUGGAUAAUGUCAACACAUGGGGUGAGGUAGCUCUUGUCAAUUUUCAAUAUGUGUUUACCACUAGCGGACCUCUUUAUCUGGCUGUAGACACCUUCCUGCUCCUGGGGGGCCUGCUGAGUGCCAAGUCUCUGCUGAGCACCAUCCGUAGGGCUGAGGACAAAAUGAGUCUUCGUUUGGCGGCAUGCUUCCUCUUCAAGAGGUUAAGAAGGGUCCAGCCGCUGCAUUUAUUCCUCAUAUGUUUAGCCAUGGGUGUGUUCUCUACGCUCAACAUGGCAGCCAACACACAGCUGUCUCCAUCUUUUGUGGACAACUGUAAGGCGAACUGGUGGGCCAAUGUGCUAUUGAUUAACAAUUUCUUCACUGUAAACGAGAUGUGUCUUCCUUGGACAUGGUACCUGUCUAUGGACUUCAUGUUUUAUAUCACCACUCCUGUGCUGAUCUGUAUUUAUAGAUGGAAGAGAAGUGUGUUUGUAGCUGUGGCAGUAAUCCUGAUGCUAGUAACCAUUGUGAGCAGUGCCGUCGUGACCGCCCUCUACCAGCUCUCUGUGACCCUGGGCAGCACAUUUGUAUAUCCAAGCUAUGCAAAGUAUUACUAUCAUAAGCUCUACACAAGGUACGGGCCCUUCUUGAUAGGGAUCGUGAUGGGAAUAUAUAUGACAACAAAGAAAGAGCAGCUCAUAAAACAUCGGUGGCAGGCCGCCCUCGGUUGGGUCACAUGCCUGUUAGCCUUGGUUCUGUUGUAUGUGUUCGCAUUCAUGCUGCAGCAGAUGCCAAAGGAAGACUCGAUCCCGCAUGCCAUCUACCAGGGUCUGCACAGGUCCGUCUGGGCGCUGUGUGUAGCCUGGAUCAUACUGUCCUGUGAGGAGGGUAACGGAGGCUUUAUCAACACCCUGCUGUCUCUGGGUGUCUGGACUCCUCUUUCCAACAUUAGCUUCGCCUGCUACCUGGUGCACCCCAUCUUCAUCACUCUCUACACUGACCUACUGGACACCCAAGCCCACUACUCUGACUACAACUUUUGGUACCUGUUCAAUGGCAACAUGUUGCCCACGCUGGUGGUGAGCUACGCUUUGACUGUGAUGGUGGAGAAACCGUUCGUGCUGCUAAAAGGAAGAAGUGAAUAGAGACAACUCAGCAUAUGUACAAGCCUGGCAACCUGUUAAUAUCCUUAUCCCAGUGUACUUGUACCUCUUUCCUUGGACACUGAGCCAAUGUUUUUUUGCUUUUUGUUUUUGUUUUGUUUUUUUGUUUGUUUGUUUUUUUAAAUAUGUACUUUUACAAAAGCGAAUUUGUUUAAAUGACAAAUGCAUGUAGUUUCAUAUGAGUAUGAGAGCUGCCCUGUUGUGUUGUGAAAAUGUCAGGAGGGAAGAAAGCAGACAUUCUGCCUUAUUUUCAAUCCAAUGUGAGUGAUAAAACAGUCUUCAAGUGAUUUUAAAUUCUGCAUUUUCACAUUACCCUGACAAUGUUCUCAGCUGCAUAUGCUGCCGUGGUGUAUCAAAUGUUCAGUUGAAAAUAGUUUUUGAUAGUUUGAAAAGCCCAUAGACAGACAUCAGUCCCAUAACUUAGGAAAGCACUGCUUUAUUGUAAAAUUUAUUGCAAAAUGGAAGCAGGGGCAUCAGCCUCAUGUAAGAGGAUGCAACAGAAGUUUACAUGGCUAGAUGAUGCUGAAUGUUAAUGAGCCUGGUUUAGUUCCUGUAGUUGGUGCAUUCACACAAAAAGUGAUGCCUGUUGCAGUGCCAUUGUUUGCUUACAAAUUAAAUUUGUAAGCAAACCACAAUACGGUGCAUUAAUGGUGGAAAUUUUCCAUUAAAAAAUGUAUAUAUCUAUAGAUAAAUGGAUAUAUAUAUAUAUAGGAAAUGGAGUUAUGUUAUGUCUCUAUUUAGAGCAUUUUAGGAUUCGAGUUAACAACAGUGUAGUGAAGUUAACACUGAAUUUGUCAUAUAGCCUAAAUUGUUUUUGAGGAAAAAUAAUGAUACGCACAUCACAAAAAGGUCCUCAAGAUAUUCUUCAAGCACCAAAUCUUCCCCAGUGAGAUUUGGCAUCGGGAAACUUUCUUGCCAGGCCAGCUAAUGUGUCGAAUACUGAAUGAGAAUGAAAUCUGUUUUCGAUUGAGUGGUUGUAACUGUGUCUGAAAUAUAGUCAGUUUCCCCUCUGUUACCUGUAAAGGCUCCUGCACACCUUCAGUUUGAUGAAGGUCUAAGCAAGACAUUCUAUAUUUAAUAAAGUUUA